Closterium sp. Yama58-4 is the source of this 921-nucleotide messenger RNA. The record is from the annotation of a GenBank genome assembly. NCBI's taxonomy places the organism in Eukaryota, Viridiplantae, Streptophyta, Zygnematophyceae, Desmidiales, Closteriaceae.
AUGCUGGAGGAGUACCUGACAGACACGGCAGAGCUUAUUCGCAUGCUGAAGGGCAACCUUCCCCGUGGAGGUAAUGGGUGGAAGCUGGUGAAGGUCCAUCUUCUGCUGCACUUUCCAGACGCGAUCAGACGUGGCGGACUGCCCCGCGAGUUUUGCACCAGUCUUUUUGAGCAUGCGCACACUGCUACGUGCAAGAGGCCGUUCAGAGCGUCCAACUUCAGGCAGUAUGAUGCGGCGAUUCUGAGGAGUGUUGUCAUGCAGAACGCACUGUCUCUGUUGCCGACGGCAUUGGCGCAACGCAGCAUUUAUGAGACUGCACUCAUGAAGGCCAUUGCUCACAAGAAGCAGGUUUUGACGACGCGCAGCGAAACAAUGGUGCUUCCUUGCGCUGAGACACGUGCUGCGGGAAAUGCCCUAUGGGACUCGUUCGUGCAGUACCAUGGUGCGGGAAUGCGCUGUUUCCCCGACGUGCUGAGGCAUGCCAACCUCCCUUCUGGGAGAGUAGAGGUCCAUACAACUUUGGCAUUGCCACCGGGCGAAGAUUUCGAGGCACACUACGCUCGAGCGGCCCUUAGUUAUCAUGGCGUGCCCUGUUUUUCGUACGUUGCCAUCGUGGGUCACGAGGAUGCUGCACUAGGGGCUGAAAUCAUCACCACAUGGUACGCGCAACUCAUGUUGCUUUUCCACGUCAGCAUGUUGGAGGAGGGUCGGUUGGUGAGGAAGCCAUACGCUUUUGUGCGUUACUAUGAGGUCGGUGAACGUGACCAGCUCACAACGUGCACGUUGUUGCACGAGUCACAACGCGAGGUCCGCUUCCUCAUUGUGGAAGCACACUCCAUCCUGAGAACCCUGCAUGUUGUGCGGUCUUUCGACCGGCGUUCUAUUUCCUUCAUUAAUAGGUUUGGUAGCAAGGACUUUUAG